This is a messenger RNA of Selaginella moellendorffii, 2486 nucleotides long. Its product is annotated as protein STRUBBELIG-RECEPTOR FAMILY 8. Gene Ontology annotation, biological process: protein phosphorylation. The record is from RefSeq and is a predicted model, not a curated record. Lineage: Eukaryota; Viridiplantae; Streptophyta; Lycopodiopsida; Selaginellales; Selaginellaceae. Bases 185 to 2383 code for a protein of 732 amino acids. Gene Ontology annotation, molecular function: protein kinase activity; protein binding; ATP binding. The transcript is spliced from 16 exons.
CGUUGUCAGAAUAAAAGUGGCUUGCUGGGACCACUUUGGAUGGGAAAGAAAAAGAGGUCUCUUUCAGAUCACAAGCGCGGCAGCAUGAGAAUUUGUUUGCCUGGAACUUUUGGAAUUGGUUGCAAAGACGGGCAUUUUGAUCCAGACAUGAGAGUUUAUGUGAGAUGAAAGCUCGGCUCUUGCGAUGCUCCAAUUCUUCGCUCUUGGUGUGAUCUUGAGCCUCUCUCCACAAGCAAGUGAUGGACUCACGGAUCCACAAGAUGUCUAUGCAUUGCGAAUUCUAUACGAGAGCCUCCGGUCACCUUCUGUGCUUGGAUGGAAGCCCCAUGGAGGAGGAGAUCCUUGCGGAGAGCACUGGCAUGGUGUAGAAUGCUCUGGGGACAACGUAAUUGCAAUACGACUCUCGGGUCUAAAGCUUCGAGGAUCUUUGGGCUACGCACUCAACAAAUUCACAAGCCUUUCCAUCUUGGACUUGAGUAACAAUCACAUUGGUGAAACGCUGCCCUUCGAAUUUCCUGCUCGUGUUUCUCAUUUGAAUCUGGGAAACAAUGUUUUUAUUGGGCCCAUUCCUUAUUCAAUGAAACGCUUGAUGUCUUUGACAAGCCUCAGGAAUCUUAGCACCAAUUUUCUUUCUGGUUAUGUGCCUGAUAUUUUUGAAAAGCUUUCUAAUCUUCACACUUUUGACAUUUCAAAUAAUAAUUUUACUGGAGAGCUCCCGGACUCAUUUAGUUUAUUGAGCGGCUUGGCAACCUUGCAUAUACAGCAGAACCAACUCAAUGGAACACUACAACUUCUGGAGCAUUUACCUCUCAAAGACUUAAACAUUGAAAACAAUGAUUUUACUGGUAAGCUCCCUGUUGGCCUACAAUCUCUUCCAAAAUUCAGGGGUGGUGGAAAUCGAUUUGAUGAUUUCCCAUACAAUCCAUCUUCCAGCCACGAAGGAACAAACGCUGCAUUGCCAAUGCAAGGUCCUCGACCACAUGAAUCACUCAAACCUUACCAGACUAGCUCUAGUUUUCUCACAGGAGCAAAGCUCGCGGGAAUCAUCACCGGAGCCAUCGUGGUAGCUUUCGUGCUUACAUUCUUUGUUUUCACGCUAAGCAAGCUCAAGAGGGUCAUCGAUCAUGGCUCGCAAACUUCCACAAACACAAAGCUUCUUCCUUCACUACCAUCAAAUGAUCCUCCAGGCAAGGAGAAAGGUGACAAAGAACAAACUUUGUCAAGCAUUCGACCACUUCCAAUGGAAAAGUACCAUCCUCCAAUCCAGAAAACGUCCGGGAACUUGGUCUUGUCAACAAAAGCCAAAGAGUUGGAUCAUCACAUAGCAGCAGCUUCGUUUUCGUGCGUGGAGAUCCAAGCAGCAACUCGAAACUUUGGAAAGCACAACUUGAUCGGCGAGGGAUUGCUGGGCAGCGUGUAUCGAGCAGAAUUUCCUUCCGGCCAGGUAUUUGCCAUAAAAAAACUGGAUAGCACGUCGAGCUAUUUUAAAGACGAGGAAACUCUACGAAGAAUUAUAUCCAGCAUUUCCAGCCUCCGACAUGGAAACAUAGUCGAGCUAUGUGGAUUUUGCGUGGAAAAGAACCAGUGUUUUCUCGUGUAUCCAUACUUCAGCACGGGAACUCUUCACGAUCACUUGCAUUCCUCUCCCGAGAAAAAUCUCAGUUGGAACCAGCGAAUGAAAGUUUCUUUGGGUGCUGCUCGUGCUCUAGAAUACUUGCAUGAGGUUGCUUCUCCAGUGACAGUCCAUCGCAACUUCAAAUCGGCAAAUAUUUUACUCGACCAGGAAUUCAAUCCUUUCGUGUCUGACACUGGCCUGGCCGCUUUGAUCCCACUCAGUCUGGAAAGACAGAUUUCUUCCCAAAUGUUGGGAUCAUUUGGAUACAGCGCUCCAGAAUAUGCUUUGGCUGGAAUCUACACAGUGAAGAGCGAUGUUUAUAGCUUUGGAGUUUUGAUGCUGGAGCUUCUAACCGGCCGAGAGCCUCUAGACAGCUCAAGGCCGAGAUCCAAGGAGCUCUCUCUGGUAGCAUGGGCCGUUCCAAAGCUCAACGACUUGGAUAGCUUGGCAAGCAUUGUGGAUCCAAAGCUCGAAGGCAUGUAUGCUGCCAAGGCUCUCUCUCGCUACGCCGAGAUCAUAACACAGUGCAUCCAAGCAGAAGCAGUGGAUCGACCUGCCAUGUCUGAGGUGGUGCAAUCACUGGCUGGACUGAUGCAGCGAGCAGGCACAAGCAAGAAAACGGUGUCCCGAGAGAUGCCUUUGCAACAGAGCCCGGGACGAGCACCUUUAAGGAACUCUGGAAAUGAAGUAGCGUCAACAUCGUCACCGUCAUUCGAGAAAUCGUUCGAGGCUCAAAACUUAUCAGAUUCUAUCAAGUUCUCCAUGUAAGAUAGCGUGAUUAGUUUGAAGAUCAAGUUUCUGAAAGCUAGCAGAGAAAGCUAGAUUAUAGAAACAGCUCAAAACUUUCUUGGCAAAGCAGAUUUUAAAUAUA